AUGGUCACUUAUCCUCGCCCUGUCCCAGUCGUCGACGCGGGCCGUGAUCCGCGAGUGCUCGAACCUUCGAGCGGCUGCAGUCUUGCGUGGAUCGAUCGCCUUGUACGCGCUGUCGGCGUUGCGGUCAGGCGAAUCCUCGUGAGCUGCCUCUAUCAUCUAUUCCACGCCUGCGCCGGCCCCAGUGUUUCCUUUGACUUGUCAACAUUUAACAUGAAGAGGAAUCUACGGGCCCAGCUGAUCACAAACUCCGUGUCCGACCCGACCAUGAAGCGGAUCCCGAAAGACGAUUCUUGCGGACCAGGUAUAACAGAAAGGAGUAGAGGCCCCAAUGGAACCCUCUCGUCUCCUUCCAGUACUCUCUUCUCCCUGACGGGUAGUUCCGUCAGCGGCUGA
This is a messenger RNA of Gaeumannomyces tritici R3-111a-1, 393 nucleotides long. RefSeq lists its product as hypothetical. The transcript has a single exon. The record is from RefSeq and is a predicted model, not a curated record. NCBI's taxonomy places the organism in Eukaryota, Fungi, Ascomycota, Sordariomycetes, Magnaporthales, Magnaporthaceae. Bases 1 to 393 code for a protein of 130 amino acids.